This is a messenger RNA of Monopterus albus (swamp eel), 2544 nucleotides long. It is a transcript of the gene slc30a8, whose product is annotated as solute carrier family 30 member 8. Lineage: Eukaryota; Metazoa; Chordata; Actinopteri; Synbranchiformes; Synbranchidae. The record is from RefSeq and is a predicted model, not a curated record. Gene Ontology annotation, cellular component: plasma membrane. Gene Ontology annotation, molecular function: zinc ion transmembrane transporter activity. Gene Ontology annotation, biological process: response to zinc ion; insulin secretion; zinc ion transmembrane transport.
CGUCACGUUGAUUGUGUAAUCACCAAGUGUCUGCUGGCCAGAGGAGGGGGCGGGUCCUGAAUGAGUUUAGUAGUUGUUGCUGGCUAACCAACAAAAUGCCCCGUCCACCAAAUUUGACGCGCAGUGCGCAUUCAGUCAGUUAGUUAAGGUAAAUUCAAGUGUAACGCGGGGUGGGGGUGGGCAAAAGAGAUUGCUUAUUUGUUUAUGGGCCUGCCAUGUAGUUCCCUCACCAACAUUUGGUGUCUUUAAAAGUUAUGUCUGUGUUUUGAAUCCCCGUAGGCCGUCAUCCUUCCUCUCAUCACUCGGCUCCGAGGCGCUGCAGGCGGCCACAUAUUUGCGCACGGUCUAAACGGUGGUAGUCACAAGGCAGCGCCAAAUAUUGAGCUAUUUGUACCCUGGCCGGUGUAAGAGGGUGUUUUGGGACCGUUGGAACACUUUACAAGAGGAGACAAUUAGGUCUAAAGAAUACCAUAUCAAGAAACACUGAGUUUAGUUGUUAGGCUAUAUGUUCUGAAAAUUGAUUUUUAUUUUCAUUUUUUUUUUUUUGCAUGCUUUUGUUUUAGUCUGGGCAUUUUUUCGUGUGAGAUGUAUUUAUAUCUGAUACUCUAAGAAGUGAAUCAUGUUCAGAGACAAGGAUCCGGAGAGAAUUCCCCUGGUGACAGACGUGGGGAACACGUAUACCACGAUGGGAAGUUCAUCCAGCGUGCCCAUGCAGGAGGCAGUACAGGGAGACGGCAUCAAACAUUGCCAUGACAACAGCCAUGCUCAGGAGGAGCGUGAGCGAGAGAAGAAAGUUGCCAGGAAGAGGCUGUAUGUGGUCUCUGUCAUCUGCUUGAUUUUCAUGAUCGGAGAAAUCCUUGGUGGAUAUUUUGCAGGCAGUCUUGCUGUAAUGACAGACGCCGCCCACCUGCUGGUGGACUUCACUAGCUCCUCAUCCGCCUGCUUCCUCAUCAGCCUGUUAUCCCUUUGGCUCUCCUCCAGACCUGCCACACACAAGCUCAACUAUGGCUGGCACCGCUCAGAGAUCCUGGGUGCUCUGCUGUCAGUUUUAGCCAUCUGGCUGGUAACAGGAGUGCUGGUUUAUCUGGCUGUGGAGCGCCUCAUCAGCGAAGACUACACUAUCGAGGGCACUGUCAUGCUCAUUACCUCUGGUUGUGCUGUGAUGGCCAAUAUUAUCAUGGCCGUCACCCUUCACCAGUCCGGUCACGGCCACAGUCAUGGUGGACUCGGCUCACAUGGCCACGGCCACAGUCACGAGGAACAAAAAGGAUACACUCAACUCUCAAACCACACACACCUGAGUAAUGACCAUGUAGACAUAGAACGAAAAGGAGAUGACAAUGGACGGAGGGCUCGGCAGGCCAAUGCUAGUGUGAGAGCGGCCUUUGUCCAUGUGGUAGGGGAUCUUCUCCAGAGCAUCAGCGUGCUCGUCAGUGCCAUCAUUAUCUUCUUCAAGCCAGAAUAUAAGAUGGCUGACCCCAUCUGCACCUUCCUUUUCUCCAUAAUGGUCUUCUGCACCACCAUCACCAUCAUGAGAGACAUCCUUAUUGUCCUGAUGGAGGGCAUUCCAGCAGGGGUGAUGUACGGUGAGGUGCGGGAUGGUCUGCUAGCAGUGAAGGGAGUCGCGGCGGUCCAUAACCUUCACAUCUGGGCCCUCACUAUGAAUCAGACUGUGCUGUCUGCACAUGUAGCCAUAGAUGAGUCAGUGGAUGCUCAGACUGUCCUAAGAGAAAUGACACAGGCUUGUUUCUCCUCCUACAACUUCCACUCAGUUACAAUUCAGAUGGAGAGACAGGCUGACCUGAAGCCUGGAUGUACUAUGUGCGAAGACCCCAAGAUGUAGGAACCUGCCUAAGUUGUCAUCUGAGCACAGCAGAAUGAGGCUAAACUAUGAUUUUUGCUGCUGUAACAUGAUAGUAGCAUCAUUUAGUUGUUCUGCUAUCUUAUGUUUUAAUGUGACAUUAAAACCCAAGUCACGACUGUGCCUUUGUUUACAUCCCAAAGAACUUGUGAUAUUGAAUUAAAAAUGUGUCUUAAUGAAUGGCACGCUGGCUCAGAAUAUAUGUUGUUUUAGGGGAAAAGCUUAUUUUUUCGUCCUCCUCCUGGGUGUUUUAACAUACUGUAUUUAAGACAUUAAUAUUCAUGAUUUGCCUUUGCUUUUAACUGUAUUCAUAUUAAAUUAGAAAUCACUCUGCACUGUAUAGUGUUCUUUUCUGAAUCUGUAUGUUUCAGUUCGUUCAGCAGCUUCUAAAUUAUACUUCUGUUCACUAUUUAGAACAUAAAUAUAAAUUGUUUGUUUAGCUUGUGACCUUAUGUGAUUAAUUCAGGCUGGAACAUUAAUCUGCUCUAUCAGCCUAAGACGGCUACAUCCAUUUGCACACAGUCUGUUAUGUGUAGCUAUAGACUAUGGACUACAUUACCAGAAACCUAACAAGUACUGUAUGUGGAGAGCAGGUGCAUUUUUAAAUGAUGAAAAUGCUUUUCCACUACCUUUUUUUAUAAUUGUAAGGUACACGCCGAGAUGAAUUAUUCAAUAAAAUAUUU